GAGAGGGAGAGGGCGGGAGAGAGGAGAGCGUGAGCGCGCGCAAGCUAGCAGCAAAGCGGAGACCGACCGGGGACCGGAGAGAGACCCAGGGAGAGGCGAAGCUGAGCUCUGUCAGGGCUCAGUCUCCAACUUGUUUCACCCCGUUCCUCCUCCUCUCCUCGGGCUUCAGGAGGUGACUGUGGCGCUAGGUCUCUCCAAGUUGGUGCCUAAGAUGAUAAUCACACAAAUGUGUCACGUCUACACUACCAGCCUUGGGCUUCUUUUCCUGCUUAGUAUUCUCCCUGCAACCACUGGCCAAGGGGAAUCAAGACGGCAAGAACCUGGGGACUUUGUGAAGCAAGAUAUCGGAGGUCUGUCUCCUAAGCAUCCAAAUAUUCCUGAAGACAGCACUGACAACAUCACUAUCUUCACCCGGAUCUUGGAUCGCCUUCUGGAUGGCUAUGACAACCGACUGCGGCCUGGGCUUGGAGAUGCAGUGACUGAAGUCAAGACGGACAUCUACGUGACAAGUUUUGGCCCUGUGUCAGACACUGACAUGGAGUACACUAUUGAUGUAUUUUUUAGACAAACUUGGCAUGAUGAAAGACUGAAAUUUGAUGGACCCAUGAAGAUCCUCCCACUGAACAAUCUCCUGGCUAGUAAGAUCUGGACUCCUGAUACCUUCUUCCACAAUGGCAAGAAAUCAGUGGCUCAUAAUAUGACCACACCCAACAAGCUGCUCAGACUGGUGGACAACGGGACCCUCCUUUAUACAAUGAGGUUAACAAUUCAUGCUGAGUGCCCCAUGCAUUUGGAAGAUUUUCCCAUGGAUGUGCAUGCUUGCCCACUGAAGUUUGGAAGCUAUGCCUACACAACAGCUGAAGUGGUUUAUUCUUGGACUCUUGGGAAGAACAGAUCUGUGGAAGUGGCACAAGAUGGCUCUCGCCUGAAUCAGUAUGACCUGUUGGGCCAUGUUGUUGGGACAGAGAUAAUACGGUCUAGUACAGGAGAAUAUGUCAUCAUGACAACCCACUUUCAUCUCAAGCGAAAAAUUGGCUACUUUGUGAUCCAGACCUAUUUGCCAUGUAUCAUGACUGUCAUUCUGUCACAGGUGUCUUUCUGGCUCAACAGAGAAUCUGUCCCUGCGCGCACGGUCUUUGGUGUUACCACUGUGCUCACCAUGACCACUUUGAGUAUCAGUGCCAGAAACUCCUUACCUAAAGUGGCGUACGCGACGGCCAUGGACUGGUUCAUAGCCGUCUGUUAUGCCUUUGUCUUUUCUGCUCUGAUUGAAUUCGCGACUGUCAACUAUUUCACCAAGCGGAGUUGGGCCUGGGAAGGCAAGAAGACUCCCGAGGUGCCGGAGACAAAGGAGAAAACGCCAGCAACUCCGACCCAGAAAGCGAGCACCACCUUCAACAUUGUGGGGACGACCUAUCCCAUCAACCUGGCCACCAAGGAAACUGAGUUCUCCACCAUCUCCAAGGGCGCUACUUCCAGUGCCUCUUCGACUCCGACCAUCAUCGCUUCGCCCAAGGCCACUUUUGUGCAGGACAGCCCAACUGAGAUCAAGACCUACAACAGUGUCAGCAAAGUUGACAAAGUCUCUCGCAUCAUCUUUCCCGUGCUCUUUGCCAUAUUCAAUCUGGUCUACUGGGCCACAUAUGUGAACCGGGAGUCAGCUAUCAAGGGCAUGAUCCGCAAACAGUAGGUAGUCGAGGUGGCAACCAGAGCACUGUAUCCCCAUGAAGCAUCCAGGCACCCAGCCUGGGGCUCCCUUUAGUAGGUUUCAGGAUUCUUCUUUUCAACCCUCUUCCUAGCUGUGACUCUCAACUCAAUUCACAUUUAUGAAUAUCAGUGAAAAAAUAGCAACAGAAAAUGACUCGCCCCUCUGACAAAGGCCGACAUGACCAUUUUCCAAGGCUGGGAGGGAUGAGAAAGUCACCUCCCUACCAGGGCAACCAGUCACACACUGGAUGGGGUAGGAAGGGUGGGUAGUAGUUGGGGAUUCAAAUCUAGCUCAAAACAAAAGAUCACUAGCAGGUGAAUAGGCAAACGCACCCUUCCCUGUCCCCUCCACUCCACACCUUUGCCCAGGCCCAGGCAUUUGGGUCCCACCGCAUCAGGGACGUCUGGUCCUGUGUGGUUGAUGACAGUGCUUGAGAGGAGUGACUUGGAGAUUCAUACAGAUAUCUCUAGUCAGCUUUUGAGUCAACUAAAUCAUUGAAUUUGUUGCCAAUUCUAUACCGAAUUAUGUACAGGCCAUUUGAUUUCACUUGUUCUUAAUGUGAGUAGAAGUGAUAGGAUAAAUACCAAAAUUUUAUAAGGUAAAUACACUGAGUCACAGAAGUUUGAAUAAUUUGCCUAGGCCCCUUAUACGUGGCUUUAAUGAACAACGGCCAUGCACCCCUUUCCAGUGGCCAAAAUGAAGAAAGAACUGAGGAGCCACGUCCAGUUGGACCUGAGAAUCAGCCCCAUCUCAGCGGGCCUUCUGGGCCAUAGGGCACCGAGAGUCUUUAGAGAGUGGCGGUGUACACUUCUAACAGCCGUGGCUAAACGGAACGAGAGCCCCAGCCACUCCGGAUCUGAACCUGUGCACAAAUCCAGAGAGUCUUACAUGUCCAAGGCAGGGCCACAGGUGGCACUGAGAGCAGAUUCUCCCUGGCCAUCCGCUGAAGCAAACCCACUGAGGGGGUAUCCUUAGCUGCUGGUUGCCUUUACACCCAUCCUUCUCUGAUGCCCUGCUUCCUCGCCAUUGCUGGGAUAAUGCAUGCCAGUCCCAUUUUCCUAAGACUGUGUAGGUAAAUUCUUGAGUAGAAGAGUGUAGUUUUGUGGAUACGUG
Molecule: messenger RNA, 2821 nt
Organism: Heterocephalus glaber (naked mole-rat)
Lineage: Eukaryota; Metazoa; Chordata; Mammalia; Rodentia; Bathyergidae
Gene: Gabra3
Product: gamma-aminobutyric acid type A receptor subunit alpha3
Biological process (GO): monoatomic ion transmembrane transport; chloride transport; gamma-aminobutyric acid signaling pathway
Cellular component (GO): membrane
Molecular function (GO): GABA-A receptor activity; extracellular ligand-gated monoatomic ion channel activity
Source: RefSeq, a predicted model, not a curated record